CUCGGUGACAUCUCUCAUGACAAUUACAAAAACUAAUUCGUCAUCGAUUUAUUGUUUUUCAAAAACACAAAAUCUAGUCUAAUUUUGUUAUUAUAAAUUUAGAAAAUCAUGGCUGACUUGAGGUCGAAAUCGGAGGGGAAGUAUGUUUCCGUGGUGGGCCUUGACAAGUCUCAUUCCACCACCAAGUCGGUGGUCAACUUCAGCAAGAAGAGUCUCAGCAGGUUGAAGGUCCGGCGGGCGUCGUAUGGCUUCUCCGGAGUACCCGGGAUCCGGCCCGUGGAGAGGACUUCACAGUUGGCUAUUGAAUUCAAACGACCGCCGAUGGUGUACCUGCCUACGUAUCAACUGGACCCCAACGUGCCUUUCCACAUUCCAUCUGUACGGGACGCCAUCAACGAAUCCUUGGAUGAACAUUUUACUGGCCACAAAUACACCGCUGGGGAAUCUCCAGGAUUAACCUUGCGUUUGGCCGGAGAGAUUAUGAGGAAGGUGAAGAAUAUGCCGUUCAAUCGCUACAGGAUCAUAUCUAUCGUGACCCUGGCCCAGAAGAGGGCCCAGAGUUACAACAACGCUGUCACCUUCCUCUGGGAUCACGAGAGAGACAGCUAUGUUGACAUCACCAGGGAGACCACCAGUGCUUUCAUACAAGUCACUGUUUUUGGUAUAUAUCUUGAUUAGAUAACUACAUAUAUUAUAUUAACAGGACGUGGCACGGCCCUUUUUUAUUAAUAUUACCGACUAAAUAAAUUAAUUGAUCAAAUUAAGGUUCGUUAUAAGUCCCGUUUAUAUAAUAUAUGAAGUUGUGUUACGCGAAAGUUUAAAAUACGAUAUAGGUAUCUCGAUUACAUUAAAGUAUGUGUUCUUCCUGUAGAAUAUCGAGGUGAGUAUUAGUAAUGAGAUCUGUUUAUUUGUUUUGAAGAAUUUAAACAAAAUAUAUUCUAAAUGAUUUAAAUUCUAUAAAUCUCUACUAGAUUUAUAGAAUUUAAAUCAUUUAGACGAAUACAAUAAAAGUUAUUACCUACCGGAAAAAUGUUGUGAAAACGUGCCUUUCGAAUGAAUGCGCUGAACGGCAUACCUCCGAUUUGUUAAAAUUGAGACGUGUUUCUGUCACUUAAGGUUUUUGAAAAGUGAUAUUUUAUUAGUAUUCCUGUCAGCUACGAGUAGCGUUAUUUUUCUCAAAUUUUGCAUUGGCACUAGUUGUAUAUUUGACACUUUGUUAUCCUUUAACAUUGUCGAAUUAUACUGACGUAUUGUCAUUAUAAUUAAUUAGAUUUAAUCAUGAUUACCUAUAUGUAUAAUUUUAUAAUUUAAAGUUAUUAUUUAAAUACAUAAUUGAUAUU
This is a messenger RNA of Plodia interpunctella (Indianmeal moth), 1340 nucleotides long. Its product is annotated as dynein light chain Tctex-type protein 2B-like. Gene Ontology annotation, molecular function: dynein intermediate chain binding. The record is from RefSeq and is a predicted model, not a curated record. The coding region runs from base 109 to 678 and encodes 189 amino acids. The transcript is spliced from 3 exons. Gene Ontology annotation, biological process: microtubule-based movement. Gene Ontology annotation, cellular component: cytoplasmic dynein complex; cytoplasm. Lineage: Eukaryota; Metazoa; Arthropoda; Insecta; Lepidoptera; Pyralidae.